Molecule: messenger RNA, 813 nt
Organism: Fonsecaea erecta
Lineage: Eukaryota; Fungi; Ascomycota; Eurotiomycetes; Chaetothyriales; Herpotrichiellaceae
Exons: 1
Coding region: 1-813 (270 amino acids)
Source: RefSeq, a predicted model, not a curated record
AUGAGCAUGCACAGACAGGGCACUACCGCUUCGUCCACCAGCGUGCCACGCCGUUCUACCUCUGGCCGCUCGACGGCCACGAACAGCCCCACGUCCUACGUGGCACUGAUGCGAAAACAGAAGGCAACGGUCUGGUGUGACCGCUCGCAAAACAUUGACCCAAGACUGGCCGCCGCCCAAAAAGCAGCAAAACACCGCGCCACCCUAGAAGUUCAAGGAGUCGUCCAUGGUGGACGGACAAGCACCAUCUCCUCAGGGGGGGUGGUUGGCAAGAUCCGACACGGCGGUGUCCCAAAAGCACCCGGUUACGUUCCAGCCAACCUGACGGGCGCGUCUGUGCCCGUACGAUUAAGCGCCAAUGAAGCCUUAGGCGACGAAGAGGAGGAGGCCAGGAGCUUGACCGGUGACAAUAGCAUGAUACAUGCUCGGACCGGCAGCGGGAGAAGCAGUACCAAUAGCGCCAAAUACCGAAGCGGCUACCCGCGUCCGGAUCAAGGACGAUUUAGCAGUACGAGCACGCCACCCAGCGAAGGGUCUCCAGGGCAAGGCAUACCGGAAGAUGCGGAGACUGCCGAGGACCCGAAGCAUGACUACUCCAUCCACAGCGACAAAUCUACACCCGCUGGCAGAGAGAGUGAAGAUUCAUUCGGCGAGUUGAGGGAGCUUUCUGCACCCAGUGCUGUGCACCGGGCGCUGGAGCAAGCGAAGAAAAACGAGGAUCUACGAAGAAGAGGCAGCGUGGAUGAGCGGACGAUGAGCAUGGGCCAACCUGGGGUGCGGCUUUUUGUGGCGAAUCCAGAUCUCGACGAUUAA